CGUCAGUGGUGCCCGGACGCCGGCUGCACCGCAGCCCGGGCUGUCCCCGGCGUCCUGCCGCCGCCCUUCCUCCCCCGCCUCCGCCUUCCUCUCCCUCCCCGAUUCCCCUCCCGCAACUCAAGGUUUACUCGGCUGGACGCUGUGUGUGUUUGGAUUUCUCAAGGAUUCUCCCCCGACUAACAUGGAUGUCCCACCAUUCCUUGCAGUUGAAGGUUGCUCCUUGGCGCAGUGAAUGAAGAACAUGCAGGGAUUGCUAAUGGGUUUGGGAAGCGUAGACUCUCUGCUCUCUCUGUGACCAUGCCGUGAUCGUGUCUGAGGGCCGACAGUUUGCGUAUCCUCAUUCUCACCCUACCGGGAAACCUGACGGCUUAGAAGGGGGAAGUAAGGCAGCGCGUGUGUGCAUAGAAACAUCAUGAAGAUUAUUUCCCGUAUUGUAACUAAUUCAGUCUUCAGAUGCACCAUUAGACUCCUUCUUUGCUUACUGUGGAUUGGAUAUUCUCAAGGAACCACACAUGUAUUAAGAUUUGGAGGCAUUUUUGAGUGUGUGGAAUCUGGUCCAAUGGGAGCAGAAGAAUUAGCCUUCAGAUUUGCUGUGAACACAAUCAACAGAAACAGAACUCUUCUGCCAAACACCACAUUGACGUACGACACACAAAAGAUAAAUCUUUAUGACAGUUUUGAAGCAUCCAAAAAAGCCUGUGAUCAGCUGUCCCUCGGGGUGGCGGCCAUCUUCGGCCCGUCCCACAGCUCCUCAGCCAACGCCGUGCAGUCCAUCUGCAACGCCUUGGGGGUUCCACACAUCCAGACCCGCUGGAAACAUCAGGUGUCAGACAACAAGGACUCCUUCUAUGUCAGCCUCUAUCCGGAUUUCUCUUCACUCAGCCGUGCCAUCCUUGACCUUGUGCAGUUCUUCAAGUGGAAAACAGUUACUGUUGUUUACGAUGACAGCACUGGUCUCAUUCGAUUACAAGAGCUCAUCAAGGCUCCAUCACGAUACAACCUAAGACUAAAAAUCCGUCAGUUACCGGCUGACACAAAAGAUGCAAAGCCAUUGCUAAAGGAGAUGAAAAGAGGCAAAGAAUUCCAUGUAAUCUUUGACUGCAGCCAUGAAAUGGCAGCAGGCAUCUUGAAACAGGCUUUAGCUAUGGGGAUGAUGACAGAAUACUAUCACUAUAUCUUUACCACACUGGACCUUUUUGCCUUGGAUGUGGAGCCCUAUCGGUACAGUGGUGUCAACAUGACUGGAUUCAGAAUUCUGAACACAGAGAACACCCAGGUGUCCUCUAUCAUUGAGAAGUGGUCCAUGGAGCGCUUGCAAGCACCACCGAAGCCCGACUCAGGUUUGCUGGACGGAUUUAUGACGACGGACGCGGCGCUGAUGUACGACGCCGUGCACGUGGUGUCGGUGGCGGUGCAGCAGUUCCCGCAGAUGACCGUCAGCUCGCUGCAGUGCAACCGCCACAAGCCGUGGCGCUUCGGGACGCGCUUCAUGAGCCUCAUCAAGGAGGCCCACUGGGAAGGCCUCACAGGCAGGAUAACUUUCAACAAAACGAAUGGCUUAAGGACAGAUUUUGAUUUGGAUGUCAUCAGCCUCAAGGAAGAAGGUCUUGAAAAGGUUGGAACUUGGGAUCCGUUGAGUGGCCUUAACAUGACAGAGAACCAGAAGGGAAAACCAGCAAACAUCACAGAUUCCUUGUCCAAUCGCUCUUUAAUUGUCACCACCAUCUUGGAAGAGCCAUAUGUGAUGUUCAAGAAGUCUGACAAACCCUUGUAUGGAAAUGAUCGCUUUGAAGGUUAUUGCAUUGACCUCCUCAGGGAGCUGUCCACUAUCCUUGGAUUUUCCUAUGAGAUCAGACUGGUGGAGGAUGGAAAGUACGGAGCCCAAGAGGAUGCCAGCGGACAGUGGAAUGGAAUGGUUCGUGAGCUAAUUGAUCAUAAAGCUGACCUUGCAGUUGCACCAUUGGCAAUUACCUAUGUUCGUGAGAAGGUCAUCGACUUUUCCAAGCCCUUUAUGACUCUUGGAAUAAGUAUUUUGUACCGCAAGCCCAAUGGUACAAACCCGGGCGUCUUCUCCUUCCUGAAUCCUCUCUCCCCUGAUAUCUGGAUGUAUAUUCUGCUGGCUUACUUGGGUGUCAGUUGUGUGCUCUUUGUCAUAGCCAGGUUUAGUCCCUAUGAGUGGUAUAACCCACAUCCUUGCAACCCUGAUUCAGACGUGGUGGAAAACAAUUUUACCUUGCUAAAUAGUUUCUGGUUUGGAGUUGGAGCUCUCAUGCAGCAAGGUUCUGAGCUCAUGCCCAAAGCCCUCUCCACCAGGAUAGUGGGAGGCAUUUGGUGGUUUUUCACACUUAUCAUCAUUUCCUCGUACACUGCUAACCUAGCCGCCUUUCUGACAGUGGAGCGGAUGGAGUCCCCCAUUGACUCUGCUGACGACUUGGCCAAGCAGACAAAGAUAGAGUAUGGGGCAGUGGAAGAUGGAGCAACCAUGACUUUUUUCAAGAAAUCCAAAAUCUCCACUUAUGACAAGAUGUGGGCCUUCAUGAGCAGCCGGAGGCAGUCAGUGCUUGUCAAAAGUAAUGAGGAAGGAAUCCAACGCGUGCUUACCUCUGAUUACGCAUUUCUAAUGGAGUCGACAACCAUUGAGUUUGUCACACAGAGGAACUGUAACCUGACACAGAUUGGAGGCCUGAUAGACUCCAAAGGUUACGGCGUGGGAACUCCCAUGGGUUCUCCAUAUAGAGACAAGAUCACUAUAGCAAUUCUUCAGCUGCAGGAAGAAGGCAAGCUGCACAUGAUGAAAGAGAAAUGGUGGAGAGGCAAUGGUUGCCCAGAAGAGGAAAGCAAAGAGGCCAGUGCUUUGGGAGUUCAAAACAUUGGAGGAAUCUUCAUCGUGCUGGCAGCAGGAUUGGUGCUUUCUGUCUUUGUGGCAGUUGGGGAGUUUUUGUAUAAAUCAAAAAAAAAUGCCCAGUUGGAAAAGUGGCCUCAUAUACAUGUUGAAAGGAGAGAUGACAGGAUGAAACCUUGUGGAAUCCUGCAUGAGAGAGAGCCCUCGGGGCUGAUGAGCAAUUGCCCUAUGACAUCCUCUGGGAUUUCUCUGAGAGGAAAGAGUGGAACCACACAAGUGCAAUCCCUUCUGCCCCAGCCUAGGUCCACAGAGGUCCUUCUGUAGUGCCAUGGUCGAGGAGCUAAGGAUGUCCCUGAAGUGUCAGCGCCGAUUGAAACACAAGCCACAGGCCCCUGUUAUUGUGAAAACAGAAGAAGUUAUCAACAUGCACACAUUUAACGACAGAAGGUUGCCAGGCAAAGAAACCAUGGCAUAGAGCUGGGAAGCCAAAUGCCCCAAGCACAAACUGUCGUCUUUUUUCCGAACAACCUUGCGAGAAUGUUUCCUGUGGAAAUAUGCAACAAGUGCAAAAUAAAAUGAGUUACCUCAUGCCGCUGUGUCUAUGAACUAGAGACUCUGUGAUCUCAGCAGUUGCAAUGGCCAGACUCGAAUCACAAGCAUCAUGGAUCAACCAAGUUAUGCAGGGUUACACUGUUUGUCAUGGGUUUCCAUCAUUCUGAAUGAAUGAAUGUUCCAUGUGAGUUUUGUGGCUGGUUUCAAAUGCAGUCUCAGUGAGAAGUUGCAGGUUCCUUUUGAAGUUCAACUCUUGCCAGAAAAGGGAGAAUAAAUGCCCAAGAUGACACAAACCACAGAAGGAGUCUAGUAAAAGUAAUGUCUCAGAACUGUAGUGGAACAAGAAACCAUAUGUUCUUCUGAACUUCCCAGCACAGAAAAGUUGGUAACUGCUGAUAGACUGAAACUACCAUCUGGACAAGGUGAUAUGAUCUUCCUGGAUCCAAGAAAUGUUAAAAGUGAAGAAACAUGAAUCCCAUGAAUAGAAGAAUAAAUAUAAGGAUGCUCACCUGUUUUUUUGGUUUUUUUGGGUUUUUUUGACUGUUUGUGACACUGAACUAAGUAAAUAAAUAAUAAUU
This is a messenger RNA of Zonotrichia leucophrys gambelii, 3972 nucleotides long. RefSeq names its product glutamate ionotropic receptor kainate type subunit 2 (gene GRIK2). The coding region runs from base 413 to 3166 and encodes 917 amino acids. Gene Ontology annotation, cellular component: presynaptic membrane; plasma membrane; postsynaptic density membrane. Lineage: Eukaryota; Metazoa; Chordata; Aves; Passeriformes; Passerellidae. The record is from RefSeq and is a predicted model, not a curated record. Gene Ontology annotation, molecular function: kainate selective glutamate receptor activity; transmitter-gated monoatomic ion channel activity involved in regulation of postsynaptic membrane potential. Gene Ontology annotation, biological process: modulation of chemical synaptic transmission; monoatomic ion transport; synaptic transmission, glutamatergic. The transcript has 18 exons.